This is a messenger RNA of Lobosporangium transversale, 822 nucleotides long. RefSeq lists its product as hypothetical. The transcript has 4 exons. Bases 1 to 822 code for a protein of 273 amino acids. Gene Ontology annotation, molecular function: calcium channel activity. NCBI's taxonomy places the organism in Eukaryota, Fungi, Mortierellomycota, Mortierellomycetes, Mortierellales, Mortierellaceae. Gene Ontology annotation, biological process: calcium ion import across plasma membrane. The record is from RefSeq and is a predicted model, not a curated record. Gene Ontology annotation, cellular component: membrane.
AUGUCUAGGUCAAUAUAUAAUUCGAUUGAUAUGUUUGCGUUUUUAAUACCUAUGGCUGCUGCUAUCCAUCAAUUAGUUGUCAUUUUCAAUGACGACCAACAUGGAAAUACCAGGCUUGUCAGUUUCUCCGUCCUGGCUGUCUUCUUGCACAUGUUGUUUGAGCUUAGAAUCAACCAGAUGGUAUGCAAAUAUGUGACGAUUAUUCAGCAGGCUACUGAGGAGAUCCAAGUCUUCUUUGUGAUCUUUGCCGUAGGAGUGGUUGCGUUUACGAUUGCGAUGUUACAUCUUCUUCACGCCUGUCCUAUGGGUACAUGUGAGCGAAAUAAUGAUGAAGAAUACUUUCCUAUUCACUUUCUCGGAGCGCUUUCAGCAACAUACUUUAUGAUGGGUGGUCGAUAUGACUCUGUUGAUACAGAGUUUUCUACUGAGGACUGGGCCUUUCAUAUUAUGAUGAUGAUAUUCUUUUUCUUCACGGUCAUCUUGAUGAUGAAUGUGCUUAUCGCACUUAUUAAUGUGGCAUUCUCAAAGGGCGACGAUGGUUGGCAGUUAGCAUGGGUUGAAUCUCGUCUACGCUUCAUUGAGGCAGCUGAAAACAUGUCAUACAAUAUCCCUGGAUACCGCGAGACCUAUAAUUGCUUUCCGAAAGAAAUAUAUUUUGCAGCAACUGAGGAAAAGGUGGAGAAGUAUAAAAAGAAGCAAGAUGUUAAAGAUAUCAGCAAUGAUGACAAGAAGGAGUCAAAGGAGUCUCAGGAGUUACAGAUGAUUAAGAAACUGCUGGAGCAGAUGGAAUCAAAAUCGAAUAGUAGACCGGCUAAUACAUAA